GCGCGGUUCGCGGCGGACUUCAGUGGCUUUCCCCUCGAUUUUGCAACUUGUGACCCUGGAAAGUCGACUCAUUUUCAGCCUUUUUCCGCCUUUCUCGCACCUGCUAUGACAAUUUCCGUCCGGACGGCUCAUUGCGUUCCAAUAUCCGCGUGAAAAUCGCUCGGACAAGCAAACGGUUCUCGAGGAAGACGAGAUUUUCUUGGGCGUGUGCACGCCUCGCGAUCCCUCGUUCCCGAGCCUGCAGCUCGUUUUCCCAGAAGCAUAUGACGGCCCAAAAAAGUCUGAUUCGAAGCCCGAGAAAUUUACCUAACCGAGUCCCAGGCAGAUGAAGAUAAUGACAGAUGAUGACGCCACCCUGGAUUCAAUGGACACGGAAGAAGAUAUUUUUAGCCCUCGCGGGCGCAACAGCAUUGGUGGAACAAUCCGACGGACCAAGAGUCUUCGCACUCUACGAUCCCACGCCUCUACCAGUUCGCACAUUGCCGCAAGGCAUAAUCUCAGCGUUAGGCGCAGCACGCGCAACAGAAUGCAGACCUAUGAUAAUCUCAACACCAGUUGGAUUCUAGGCACGCAAACGUUGAAGGGAUACCCGAUGUUCCCGCAGCAUGGAUCCUCAUCCGACAAAGAAAUGGUGGAUGAUGUUCCCGAUCGGAAGCGUGAUCUCAGGGACCGUAUGCCCCUGAGAUCACGGGAAAAUCAUCCACCGAGUAAUAAAGAGUCGCCUCGUCACAUGCGUGAGAGGACAGAGCAUGAUCGAGCACCAAUUCGGGAACUUCGUGGCAGGCCGGAGAGGGACCUCGCGGAAAGAAAUGAUCGUGAUCAUGAUCUGAGAAAUAGAUCUGAGCGGGAGAAAAAUUUACGGGAGAUAAAGGAGCGAAAUGAGGGGGAGAUUAAGGUUAAAACGGAGGUUCGCGACAAGUCGGACGCGAGGACACCCACCGAGGAAAAGGACAACACUAGAACACGGAAGUCGGACAGUCCCGGUAGAUUGAGAGAAGGGCCGAUAACGAGACAUGGUGGAGGUUCGGUGAUUAAAGAUACGAAGAGCAAGGCCGAGGAGAAUGAAGCUGAUGAGGAUAGUUCUCAAGAGAGUGAGAAAGCCGGCAACAACUCGGAAAAUGAGGCAGGUUAUACGGACAUGUACACUAGAGUUAAGCGAACGAGAAGACAAUCGCAGCGUCAGUUGACGAGGAAAAAAUUAGACAGUGACAUGAGUGAGUCGUCAGACACGCCAGGUCCGAGAAAAUACAGUCUGCGUCAGAAAAAGCCGACUGUCGACAGAUUCCAGGCAAAUGUUGAGCCCGUUCGUCGAUCUAUUCGGGCUUUGCGGAGCGUUCUCACCAAUUCGAUGAGGAGGCGCAAGCACAGGAGCAAGAGUACAAGCUCGAGCGACUCGAGCGAUUCCGAGCCCAAAAGAUAUGAUAAGAAAAAGAGUAAGAAGGCCAGACAAUCGGCCAUACCGCAGGGAGGUCCACCGGAUCGCAAAGCGGACAUAAAUCCCAUCACCCUGGACACCAACAUCCGCUUCAACGAUGUGGGAGGCCUCGAGUCGCACAUUCACUGUCUGAAGGAGAUGGUCGUCUUCCCGAUGAUGUAUCCGGACGUGUUUGACCGUUUUCACAUCACACCGCCGAAGGGCGUGCUCUUUCACGGCUCGCCGGGGACCGGGAAAACCCUGAUAGCGCGCGCCCUCGCGAACGAGUGCAGCCAGGGCAGUCGGAAAGUCGCCUUUUUCAUGCGCAAGGGCGCCGACUGUCUCUCCAAGUGGGUCGGCGAGUCGGAGCGCCAACUCAGGCUGCUCUUCGAGCAGGCCCAGCAGAUGAAGCCCGCGAUUAUUUUCUUCGACGAGAUCGAUGGCCUCGCACCUGUCCGAAGUACAAAGCAAGAUCAGAUUCACGCGAGCAUUGUCUCGACACUUUUGGCCCUCAUGGACGGUCUCAGCGAUCGCGGAGAGGUGAUCGUUAUAGGCGCGACCAAUAGAAUUGACGCGAUCGAUCCGGCAUUGCGACGUCCGGGCCGGUUCGAUCGGGAACUCUUCUUCCCUCUGCCGCCGAUGAAGGAGCGACUCGAGAUCUUGAAGAUUCAUGUGAGCAAGUGGCACACGCAGCCGGCCGAGCAUCUUCUUGAAGCUUUGGCGGAAAAAUCGCGAGGUUACUGCGGUUCGGAUUUGCGGGCGCUCUGCACCGAGGCGGUUAUACAGGGCCUGAGGAGGACCUAUCCCCAGAUUUAUUUGACCGACAAUCGGCUGCUUCUCGAUCCAAAGCGAGUUGAGAUUCGAAAAAGAGACUUUGUGCAAGCGAGUUCACUUCUCGUCCCAUCGUCUCACCGUUUGGCACCUUGCGCCGGCCGGAAACUGGAGCCCUUCCUCGAGCCGCUUUUGGGACCAUCGCUCGAUAUUUUGCUAAACACCGUCAAGGGCAUUUUUCCCCAGGGCAUCAAUCCAGCCUUGGCAAAGGUGAAGGUGAGCAAGGGCAUUCAUUGGCCGCGACUCUUGAUUUCGGGGGGUCCAAUGGCGCAAGGCCAGGGGCCGCGACUCGCCCAGGCUCUGAUUUAUCGAAUGGAGCAUUUGCCAGUGCAGACGCUCGACGUGAGUACCCUCUUUGCGGAGAGUGCUCGCUCGCCGGAGGAAACCUGCGUCCAGGUGUUCAAUGAGGCGGUGCGCAAUGUCCCGUCGAUCAUCUACAUCAGGUCGAUCGAUCAGUGGUGGCCCCUCGUCCCGGAGACGGUCAAGGCCGUCUUUCUCUGUCGAAUCGCGGCCCUCGAUCCACCCGCGCCUAUUCUCGUUCUCGCGACGAGUGACGCCACCUAUCGGGAUCUGCCGAUUCAGCUGCGCAAUCUGUUUAGCGAGCUGCGCAGCGAGGUCUACUCGAUGAAGGGGACGAGUGAGGAGCAGAGAAGCCGCUUUUUCCGGCAUGUCUUUCUCGUGCAGAGUCUGAAGCCGCCCCAGAUGAGGAUGGAGAGGUCGCGGGUAAUGGAGGAGUUGCCGGUGGCGCCGGAUCCCCUGCCGAAGAAAUUGAGCGAGGAGGAGAAGCGUGUGCUCUUUGAGAAGGAGGAGAUUUCUCUGCGGGAGUUGAGGAUUUUUCUCCGUGAGAUUUGUGCCAAACUUGCGAGGAAUAGACAAUUCUUCAUGUUCACGAAGCCAGUGGACACGGAGGAAGUUCCAGAUUACAAUAUGAUUAUUGAAAAGCCAAUGGAUCUGGAAACAAUGAUGACGAAAAUCGACAUGCACUGUUAUCUUUGCGCUCGCGACUUCCUGGACGAUAUUGAUCUAAUUUGUCGAAACGCUCUCGAGUACAAUCCCGACAGAGACCCGGCCGACAAGCUGAUAAGACACCGAGCUUGCUCUCUCCGCGACAAUGCCUACGCCCUGAUAAAGGCCGAACUCGACUCGGAUUUCGAGGACAAGUGUCGCGAGAUCUCGAAAAACAGACAAGUCACGACGACCAGUCACAACAGUCGGGCGAAUGUCGAGAAGGUCGAUAAGGGCUCGAAGGCGGAUUCGACGCCGGCGAACGAGAAGAGCGAGAAGAAGACGUCGCAGUCGACGGGCGCUCUAGCGGUUAACGGGAGACGGUUCCCGAGCUCGAGGAAGAGGCGAAUACCGGCCUGGGCGAGGGGAUAUGUCAGGAAGGUGACCAAGAAGAAGAAGAUUUCCUUUGAGGAUAGUAUAGGCGAUGCGAACACGCCCAAAACUGUCAAUGGCCAACCUCCACCAAGCGUCGAUCUCGAAAAGUUUCAAAAUUUCGAAACAGAAGCGCACAGUGUACUUAACGGACACGUGAAUAUCUACGAGAACACGGAUUCCGAGGCGGAAUCACAAAAUGAAACUUUCAAGGACGCGCAAACAAGUCAUAUGGAGACGAGUCCAAAUAAAUCAUUGAGCGUAAGUGCGGAUCCAGUUCCCGUAGAGGAGAAGGCACCCGAAAAUGGAAGUUCCGUGUCAUCAUCAAGGCGGGAGAGUGUGGAUGAUUUGUCUUUUGCGAUUGACAGCGAUUCCAUAAAAGUAUUCACUGUAGAAACUCGAUUAUCCGAGCCGAGAGAUUUUUCCUGUAUUGGAGGCCUUGAUAAACAUAUCAGAAUUGUCAAGGAGAUGGUACUUUUUCCACUGAUGUAUGGAGAAGUUUAUGCCAAAUUUAAUUUAAGACCGCCACGUGGUUUGCUGUUCUAUGGCCCACCCGGCACAGGCAAAACAUUGGUGGCGAGUGCAUUGGCAGUGGAAUGCAGCAAUUCGGAACGAAAAGUCUCUUUUAUAUCAAGGAAAGGUUCGGACUGCCUCAGCAAGUGGGUUGGCGAAAGUGAAAAAAAAUUACAAAAAAUUUUCACAAUGGCGCAGCAAACGAGACCUUGCAUUAUUUUUUUCGACGAGGUUGAUGGUUUAGCACCGGUAAGGUCGAAUCGUCAGGAUUUUGUCCACGCUAGUGUCGUUUCCACACUUUUGGCAUUAAUGGAUGGUUUGGAUAACAAUUCGGAAAUUAUUGUAAUUGGAGCUACAAACCGAUUGGAUGCGAUUGAUCCAGCUCUUCGAAGACCGGGCAGAUUUGACAGAGAGCUGUAUUUUCCUCUGCCGUGUUUUACCUCCAGGAAGGAGAUACUUGCGGUUCACGUGAAGAGUUGGAAACAGAAACCACCCCAAAAGUUUCUCGCUUAUCUGGCAUCUAAAACUCUCGGAUAUUGUGGAAGUGAUCUUCAGGCUUUGUGUGCUGAAGCCGUGAUGUGUUGUGUUAGGCGAAAUUAUCCUCAGAUUUACACUUCGAAGUCCAAAUAUCACAUAAAUGAGAGAUCCCUCAAAGUGGAUAAACAAGAUUUCAUAAAAGCUCAACAAAACAUUGUUCCAGCGUCACAUCGAGUGGCGGUUGCACCAGUAAAGUCCCUCUCAGCGAAAAUCCAACCUUUGCUGAAAGAGACGUUCACAGUUAUAAUGGGUAGACUCGAAAUUCUUUGUCCCACAGGAAUGCUGACUUCUGAUAACAUAACCGGCAAGGCCACUUCAAGGUCCACAAGCUGCUCAAGGAUUUUACUAUGCGGAAACGACAACUGCCACACGCGGCACUUGGGCCCUGCUCUUCUUCACACACUCGAACAUCUACCAUGCCAUAUCUUGGACGUCACUACUCUCUUCGAGGAGACCGGAAGGGCCGUCGAAGAAGCUAUAAUACAAAAAGUGAAGACUGCUCGACAUACACUGCCGUCCUUAUUAUAUGUGCCUGACAUCAUGGCUUGGUGGGAAUUAGUCGACGAAGCAGCGAGAGUCGUUUUUACAUCUCUCCUCCGUGGACUCGAUCGCUCUGUCCACAUGUUAAUUGUCACGACAGCUUCUUGGGAUCACUCAAAUUUGCCACCCGAGAUUACAGCUCUAUUUGACAUACAUCAAGGAGAGGUUUACGAGCUUCGACCACCUUGCGUUGAUGAAAGGCAGACCUACUUUCGAAAAUUGUUUCUAAAGGCAAAUUCUGUAGCAGAUGAUCUUUCCUAUAGAUCUUCAACUGAAGACAUCUAUGUACAGCCAAAAAGAAAGCCCAAAACUGAGGGCAGAGGAAGAACAAAACUGAGUAAAGUGCGUUCCGAUCAUUCCACGAGUAGCUCGAGAUCAAAAAUCAGCGUAAAAAGAGAGCACAGUGCUUCUGGCGAAGGCACUGUAACGAAGCGGCAAAAAGUCCUCCCAAAAUCGAGUUCUGAGAAACUCACAGAGGCCCAAAUUCAGGAUCUCCUGAUGAGAACAAUCCAGCUUACGGAGAACUGGACGAGUGAAGAGCUCGAAAGCCUCUAUUCGUCUCUUGAACUUGUGAUGGAAAAUUCAGAGGACGAUGCUUAUUUAUCAAUGACAGAGUGCUUGACGCAUUUCCAGGAAAGUCGGAAGGCCACAUCUCUUGCGAGGGAAGAGAACUGCUCUCUCGACAAUCAAGGAUAACGUCAGGCGCGAAAGAAGAACUUUAAUUUAUUUCCUCCUAAUUUUCAAAAAUGAAUGAUAUCGGAUUGACUCGUGCCUUUCAGUUCAAGGCCAGUGCGACUUGACUCUAGAACGGAAAAGCAGAAUUUCAAGUCGAAUUACUGAAAAAGAAUUCUCCAUCCUAAGCAGUUGAAAAAUUCGGCAGCCUUCGAACAAGCACUUUUUAUAACAAAUUGUGCGUUUAAAAAAUUGCGUAAUUUUAUCCCAGUCUUGUUUUUUUUUAUCUUUUUGUCCGAUUGUGUAUGACCACUGUUA
This is a messenger RNA of Belonocnema kinseyi, 6202 nucleotides long. Its product is annotated as ATPase family AAA domain-containing protein 2-like. Gene Ontology annotation, biological process: positive regulation of transcription by RNA polymerase II. Bases 326 to 5908 code for a protein of 1860 amino acids. The transcript is spliced from 25 exons. Gene Ontology annotation, cellular component: nucleus. NCBI's taxonomy places the organism in Eukaryota, Metazoa, Arthropoda, Insecta, Hymenoptera, Cynipidae. Gene Ontology annotation, molecular function: ATP hydrolysis activity; chromatin binding; histone binding. The record is from RefSeq and is a predicted model, not a curated record.